GGAAUUUCAGAAUGUCAUAUUGUUCAUGUCACUAGCAUUUUCUAACUUUCAGGAUACCCAUAGCAUUGGAUGUGGUGCUCUACAAGAGAAGACCUCUCCUUUUCAUCUGAUCAGCUUUGUCGUCGUUUCGGUUCCACUGGUGGCCAUUGACUCAGUCUACUAUGGAAGACCAGUCUUAGCUCCUCUCAACAUUGUACUGUACAACGUCUUUGGGAAAGGAGGACCCAAUCUCUACGGUGUGGAGCCAUUGAGCUACUAUCUUAUCAAUGGAGUACUGAACUUCAAUGUUGUCUUCAUCCUGGCCCUCCUUGCCCCACUAGCUGUAGAAUUCCAGGUGUAGUUGGCAUACAUAUGUAUAACUUAGUUUUGAGGACAUGGCAGUAAACAUGAAGCAGGUGGCCAUUGACUCAGUCUACUAUGGAAGACCAGUCUUAGCUCCUUUCAUUCCAGUCCCAGGUGCAGGAAUAUUUAUCCGUAGCCGUGACUACAGGAAGGUGGUCCAACCGAUGAUCAUCUGGAUGCUCAUCUUUUUCACCAGACCUCACAAGGAGGAGAGGUUUUUGUUUCCAAUCUACCCGCUGUUCUGUCUGUCUGCAGUCGUCACUCUUCAUCUGCUGCCUGAGAUACUUACAGUGGUUCUGGGUGUGGCUAGAAUGCCAAGACUGCUGCGACGUUUCUUCAUCUCCCACCUC
Molecule: messenger RNA, 692 nt
Organism: Geodia barretti
Lineage: Eukaryota; Metazoa; Porifera; Demospongiae; Tetractinellida; Geodiidae
Source: the annotation of a GenBank genome assembly